Aureobasidium melanogenum CBS 110374 is the source of this 327-nucleotide messenger RNA. RefSeq lists its product as uncharacterized. Lineage: Eukaryota; Fungi; Ascomycota; Dothideomycetes; Dothideales; Saccotheciaceae. The transcript has a single exon. The record is from RefSeq and is a predicted model, not a curated record. The coding region runs from base 1 to 327 and encodes 108 amino acids.
AUGCCUUCUUCUACAAGUCAGACCAACAUAAAGGACGCAGUCACAGAACAUAUGGCAUUGGAAGAACAGAGACUCACCAGCCGUUACUCAACAGCACUCGACUUCAAAUCUUCGAGACUCAGGUAUCACGGUGGCAACUGCAGCGGUGGUAGACAGAAAUCGAUACGACGGGAGUCUGAUGUUCUUAGCUUUGAUGAGAUAGAUCCAAGUGUCUUUAGUCAGGCUUUGUGUCUCAGGCAUAUUAACGUGGCAAGAGCUGAUAUUGGUUUGCACAAGUUCCCCGGCACGAGCGCUGACAGACAAAUCGAGACUCAGAUCGUAGGUUGA